UGACGUAUUUCCGCCCGUAGUCCACUUUUUCCAGUGGCCUUUUGUGCCUUUCAUGUAAAUUUGAACGUAUGCACUCGAUGAGAAAUUUCAAGCGAAACGUUUAGCUGACGUGGGGGAUAUUUUGACCUGAAAUGGCGUCGGGUACACCAUGCUUAAGUAGAUGGGACCAACCCAAAUCGAAAGCUGACAUGCGUCAAGGCUGCAAUGUCUCUCAGACUGCACCAAAACUCUCAUCCACAGCAAAUCACAUGGGCGCCAACAACGUCACUACAACUGCCAGUGCAUCUCAAACAUCUAGUGUUCCAUCAGCUGAGUUGAAAAUGCCUCCCACAUCUGGGGGUCUAGAAGAUGCUCCUCAGGGUGGUGUUGAGAUGGCUGCAGCUAUGGCUGCUAAAAUAAAUGCAAUGCUAAUGGCUAAAGGGAAACUGAAAACACUAGAACCUUUACCCAGUAAGAUUGCACCAAGUGUGCCAGUCUCAAGUGUCACUGAUGAAGUUGUGGUGACUGAAGUGGAUAUCAACGAUGUGCCCAUAAAUUGCAGAAACCUGCUCACAAAAGGGAAAACUCAGGAAGAGAUUCGUCAGGUCAGCGGAGCUGUAGUUUCAACAAAAGGACUGUACAUGACCACUGCUGACAAGUCCACUGCUAAAGGUGAGAGACCUUUGUAUCUCCAUGUUCAAGGACGGAGUCAGGAGGAGGUCAACAAGGCCGUCCAGCGGAUAAAGGAGAUCAUUUCAGAGGACCUGAUGAGGGCAGCCGCCGCAUCAGGAGGACUGCAGCGCCCUGUGAUGCCCACACUUCCAGUGUACCCACAGCCGCCGCGCCCUGCCGUCCCACAGCAGCCCACGAGGCUCCAGAUGCCAACGAUGCCACGGCUGCCCAAUGCACAGCAGAACCAAAGGCCCACACCCUCGCAUGGUGGACAUUCAGGGAGUUUUGUCCAUACCAAAAUAUUUGUUGGUCUGGAUCAAGCACUGCCCUCGUUUAAUGUGAAUGAAAAAGUGGAGGGCCCGGGGGGCACGUAUCUAGGGCACAUCCAGACGGAGACGGGUGCCCGCGUCUUCCUGCGGGGGAAGACCUCUGGUUACAUCGAGCAGGCGUCACGACGAGAGUCGUUUGAGCCGCUCUACGUGUACAUCAGCCACCCAAACCAGACUGGACUGGAAGCUGCAAAGAAGCUAACAGAGAGUCUACUGGAAACGGUCAGAGCGGAGCAUUCUCGGAUGGUGUCCAUAUACACGGCAACGGGGUCUACUCAAGCAUACCCAGCUCAUGGAUACCCAGCUAAUAGCAAUUACAGUAGCCAGGGGUCCUGGUAUAACUACCCAGCAAAUGGGUACCCGGGCGGCUAUUCAGCAUACCCAGGAGCCACUGGUUACUGGAGUAGUGCAAAUGGUCACCCCAGUCAUUCUAACUUGUCGACAACCCCUCAAUCUUCCCAGGCAAUGGUUCAGUAUCCAGUGUGUCCUAGGAAACCCCCACCCUAUCUAGUACAGGACCAGGGAGCUGGUUCCGGUGAUGCCACUAGCAGUCCAUCCACCAGCCCCCCGCAGCCUGCCAGCCCCAAGCGUCAGUUUGUGGAAGACACCGACACGGCUAAUGAGGCUGAGUCUGAGUCCAGCGCAGAUGUGAAGAGUGAGGAACAAACAUCACCACCGGUUUCCUCUGCUGAAGGGAGAACUUCAGAAAGGUUCCUGAUGCCGCCUCCUCCCAUGCCUUUGACGGUCACUCGCAAGAGACAGAGGGAGAGCCCGCCCAAAGAGGAGCUGUGUCCUGCUGCGGCAGGCCCAGUGGAGGUGGAGGCGCCCAAGAAGCUGAAGCUGCCGGAGGAUGGCUCAGGGCUCGUGCCCUAUGGAGGGGACUCUUCCGACGAGGAAGAGGAGCGGACUCGCUGCAGUAAGAAGGCUAACUCCUAAACUCACUCAAACCCCCUCCGCUCCCCCAGGGUCUUGCUUACAGCAAAGCCCGGCCAAAGUUCAAGCACAAAAUUACCAGAUCUUCACCCCACAUACACACCAUGUCCAUACAUAAGAGUCCACCAGGACAAAGACUGCUACAUUUUGCCAUUUAUGACAAACCUUUUUUUUGUGAUGGAUAAUUUUAACAAAACCAGGAAAAAAAUUAAGCUUAGCCUAUACCUUUGACAUCCUUCCUGAUUUCUUAAUCGCUCUGCACCAGUAACUGAUGUAUGCUGUAAAUUUCAGUGAUAACUUUUCUUAUUUGGAAAAUGGUGCAAGUCUGUUCCCAUGGAAUACUGUAAUAAAAGUAUUUGAAACAA
Alosa alosa (allis shad) is the source of this 2278-nucleotide messenger RNA. Its product is annotated as KH homology domain-containing protein 4-like. Gene Ontology annotation, cellular component: nucleus. Lineage: Eukaryota; Metazoa; Chordata; Actinopteri; Clupeiformes; Clupeidae. Bases 132 to 1916 code for a protein of 594 amino acids. Gene Ontology annotation, molecular function: RNA binding. The transcript has 14 exons. The record is from RefSeq and is a predicted model, not a curated record.